GCAGCCCUUUCCUCCAUGGUGACGCUCUGCGCUGGAUGCCGACUGGUCAGAAACCCUGUCACUCCCUCUCAUACCGCUCGGUGGCGGAGGCUGCCAGCCAGCCAGCUUGAGACAGUGGAUGGAGCAGGAGAGAUCGUUCCAGGACUUGGACGCUUGUGAAAAUCUGAUGUAAACACUGUUAAAGAAACAAAAUACAGCAUUGAAAUGGCAGGCUUCCUAGACAAUUUCCGAUGGCCUGAAUGUGAGUGUAUUGAUUGGAGUGAAAGAAGAAAUACAGUUGCUUCUGUAGUAGCAGGCAUUCUGUUUUUUACAGGUUGGUGGAUAAUGAUAGAUGCAGCUGUAGUUUAUCAUAAGCCCGAAGAGAUGAACCAUGCAUUCCAUACUUGUGGGGUAUUUUCCACAUUAGCUUUUUUCAUGAUAAAUGCUGUAUCAAAUGCUCAGGUGAGAGGUGACAGUUACAGUGAUGGAUGCUUAGGAAGAACAGGUGCUCGUGUUUGGCUCUUCAUUGGCUUUAUGUUGAUGUUUGGCUCACUUAUUGCUUCCAUGUGGAUCCUUUUUGGAGCAUAUGUUACCCAAAAUAUUAAUGUCUAUCCAGGAUUAGCAGUGUUUUUCCAAAAUGCAUUGAUAUUUUUUAGUACUCUAAUCUACAAAUUUGGAAGAACAGAAGAAUUGUGGGGCUAAUACAUUAUUCCCUCUGCUACUUUAUGAGUCCUGUAUGUACAUAUAACUUGCAUUUUUGGCUGUUUUAAAUUUUGCCAAAGUCAUAGAUGUCACAUUAUGCAUUUUAUAUGUUUUCUUUUUUGAAAAGUUUAAGAUUUAAAUAUUCUGUUUAGAAAUUGCUGUAUUUAGCUAUUUUUUCAUAAAACUGAUUUGUGAAUAUGUACAUAUCUGUAUAUAGAUAUAUAAAAAUUAAUGUUAACCUUCCAUCACACUUCGCAGACUUUUCUGCUUUGGUAAAUGGAUAAUGUGUUAAAGUAAAUUAGAUCAAGAAAUUCGUCCUGCUUGUACCAGCGAGCUGUAGUAGCUUCUCUUACAUUAUACUAGCUGAGGGAUAACAUUUUUGAAAUAAAUGGUUUAUCUAGAAUAUAAGAUUCAGCAAGUUACCUUAAGGCAACCAUUUUUAUAAUGCAUGACAUACAAGAUCUAGGUUUGUAUACUCUUCGAAAAGGUGGUGUAACACCUGCAAAUUCCACCUAGUACUAAUUUCCCAAGUACUAGGACUAUACUAUACCAACGCCAAAAAAACCAAGUCUGCAGAACAAUGGCAUGAAAUGUGUAUGAAAACUUAUGUAGCAAAAGGUUCCUUUUAAAAUCUGAAACCCUUACUAGCACAGCAUGUCUUACUGGGGUAGGCCAGUUCUCUCAGUCUGUAUAUACGGAUAAAUGUUUAGGUCUGAAGCAUUAAAGGGAUAGUGAGAGACAAUAGUAUCCCUCAGUCUAAAUGUUAAGCGUGAUUAGAUCUCGGCAUGAAAUUCAGAAGGGCAAAUAAUAAAAACCUCAUCAAUACUUCUCUCUCUUUUAGAGGCCUGUUCACCUAUACCUCUCCUUCACACAUGACAAUACUGUGAACAGGCUUAAAGCUCAGUGGCAACAUCCUAAGGAAGAAAGAGGGCAUUCAGAUAAUCAUAAGGUCUUUUCAAAAGUGCAUCUAUUUAUGAAAUAUGCAAAGGAAAUCUCAUUGUACAAAUCACAUGAUCUCCUGCUCUGGAUGUUGUUUUUUGUAUGUUGUAAGGAAGAAGUGUAUAUGAAAUAAAUUUUAGGAUACACUAGGUUUUAAACAAAAAUGGAGUUGGGAGAAACUAUUUUUUUAAAUCUCUUGCUGCAUGAUUUUCAUUUUCAAGAAUUUUAUUCAUACCAGUUAGUGAGGCAAAUAUGUAUACACUGUCAUAAACCAGGGGCAGCUGUAUUUGUGCCCAUCCAAACUUGAAUAACGGUUUUAUUUGCAUAAUGUAAUGGCAUGUGGUUCUCUAUCUAUUUGAAAUACUCUGACAGGAAAAGACUACAGGGGAAUGAUGACAGUAAGCCUGCCCAGUCCGAGUUGAUCAUUGGGGAGCUAACUAAGGACUUAUUCUGAGCCUUCUGUUUCCUAUACAUCUUCUCUACAGGCAUGCCCAAUUGAGUGGUGGUCAUUUUUAAAACCAGUUUCGGCUGCAGAGCCUUUAGUGGAUAAACUAUGAAGCAAAUACUUAAGCUGAGAGUUGUCCUGUUACCUCACUCUUGUUUUGUACCUGUUCUCUCCAUCAAGAUAUCACUUUAAUCUAUGAUAUAAUACUUAAUUUGGUCUAACUUGGUUGUUCACAGUAAUUUAAAUCUAAUAAAGACUGAUAACGUAUUGUUUUAAAAAUAAA
Messenger RNA from Heteronotia binoei (common prickly gecko), 2348 nucleotides. It is a transcript of the gene TMEM50B, whose product is annotated as transmembrane protein 50B. The coding region runs from base 205 to 681 and encodes 158 amino acids. Gene Ontology annotation, biological process: protein targeting to vacuole; late endosome to vacuole transport via multivesicular body sorting pathway. The transcript has 7 exons. NCBI's taxonomy places the organism in Eukaryota, Metazoa, Chordata, Lepidosauria, Squamata, Gekkonidae. The record is from RefSeq and is a predicted model, not a curated record.